CUCUCUCUCUCUUGCUUGUUUCUUGCAGUCGCUCGGGUUUUUGGCGAAGAUGGCGAACGAGCGUCUCCCUCUCCAGCGGAGGGAUUCGCUGCCUGGAAAAGACGACGCGCCGACGCCGGAAGUCGAGGUGGUGGAGGACUCCGCGGCGGGAGGCAGCGGGGACGGCGGCGGCAGUGGAGGGGAGUCGGAGGCGUUGAUGGUGGCGGAGCUCUCCGAUCACCAGCUCCAGGAGAAGAUUCAGCGGUUUGUGGGUCAUCUCUCCUACGGAAUAGCAGGCAGGCUGCCCGACAAGGGCGUGAAGCUCCAGGCCCACCUCCGGCUGCUCCAGGAGGAGCUCGACCGCCGGAAGCUCGCCCCGCGCCGCAAGGAUGUUGGAGAACAUGACAGGGCUGCACAAUCAAGAACCACAGAAUCAUCUGGUACAGUUAAAGAUUCCAAUGAAAGCCUUGAAAUAGUUGAAUCACAUUCACAACCCUCAUUUGCAUUCCAAUUUCCUCAGAAGUUAUUGAGCAAGGCAGAUGCUGCACCCAACAAGGACUUGAUAGAUAUUACUCUGAACAAGUGCAAAAGUUCAAGUGAAGGUGAAUGCCAAAUGCAUGAGAGAAGACAGCCAACUGAGAUAUCAGCACAACCGGCUAGAAUGUCUACCAGAGAAUCACCUUUCCCAUCUGCUAGAACUGUUGCCAACAAAGAUGAACGAAGAUCUUCUAAUGGUGAUCUCAAGGCUUUUGAAUCUUUCAGCACUUCUUUGACUCAUUUGGUGGAAAAUUAUUCCAGCCUUUCUACUAGAAAGAGGAGAAUUUCUGAAACUAGAGAUUCAUUGCAAUUGAAGUCAAAAAAGGUUCAGGAGGUGGUGCUCUUGGAUGAAGAAAUGCAACCUGUACAGCCAAUACAAAUAGAUGACUCUGAUAAAUGGAAGGAGGCGAAGAUCUAUUAUCCUUCAAGGUACCUCCAAAGGUCGAUAUCUCCGGUAGGUAGACCAGGAGGGGAAUACUAUUUUUUCAACACAUACUUUUAUAAGAAACUUGAGGAGGCUCUUUCGUGCAAGGGUGAUAGCAAUGCGUGUUUCUUAAAAUUGAGGAGGUGGUGGAAAGGUGUAAAUAUAUUUCAAAAGGCUUACAUCUUCUUGCCAAUACAUGGAGAUUGGCACUGGAGUUUGGUGAUUAUUAGUAUACCAGCAAAAGAAGAUGAAUCUGGUCCUAUUAUACUUCAUUUGGACUCUUUGGGGAUUCACAGUAGUUAUUCAGUUUUUGAUGUCAUUGAAAGAUAUUUAAAAGCAGAAUGGGACUACAUAUAUCAAAAUGCUCCUUAUCCAGAUGUUCCAAUUUCAGAAAGGAUAUGGAAACAUCUUCCCCGAACGAUUGAGAAGAAAAAAAUUGAUGUUCCUCAGCAGAACAAUGAGUAUGAUUGUGGCCUAUUUGUACUUUACUUCAUGGAGAGAUUUAUCGAAGAGGCUCCUGAAAGACUAAGAAAGAAAGAUUUAGCCAUGUUUGGUAGCAAGUGGUUUCAACCUGAAGAUGCUUCUGGCUUGAGAAAGCGGAUACGGAAUCUGCUGCUUGAAGUAUUUGAGAAUGCUGAGAUGGAGAAUGGCAGAAUAGAACCAACACAUCCUCUGGUAGCUGCGCUGCAGUGUGAAAACGACUGACAGCAAUGCAUUGAACCUUUGGGCCCUGCUUGGAUGUCCAAUUAAUAGAUCCGAAGAUAAUCCCCAGAGUAGGAUUUGGGGCAGGGUUAAUGAACAGAAAUGGUUGAGGUCCAUGGACUUGCCAAUUCAAAGAUCCAGGCUGAUGUACUCUCCCUUCUGCCAAUGUCUUCUCACUGUGCUCCCACCUUGUUGAAAGAAAAGUAGGCAUGGCAAUUUUGCUCUCAGAUAAUGAAUCAUUCAGUUAAGCAUGACUUUCUGCAUGAGUCCAUUGUGGACAAACUAGGUACUUGGUACAAGCCCAGGUAUCUGGGGGCUGGUUCAAGCUUAGAGAGGAAAUGAUGUGAAAAUGUUUGAUGAAAGCUAGCAAAACAAAUUCUCAUUGGUGACUCAAUUUGCUCAUGAUUGUGUUGUAAUAGAACGGAGUGAAGCUGCAGCAUAAACAUGGCUGGCAGCCACUGCCAGUGUCUUCUCACUGUGCUCCCACCUUGUUGGAAGAAAAGUAGGCAUGGCAAUUUGGCUCUUGGAUAAUGCUAAAUCAUUCAGUUGGGCAAGACUCGCUGCACGAGUCCAUUGUGGACAAACUAACUACUUGGUAAAAGCCCAGGCGUAUGGGGCCUGGUUAAAUCAUAGAGAGGAAAUGAUGUGGCAAUGAUGAAAGCUAGCAAAACAAGUUCUCAUUGUGACUCAACUUGCUCAUGAUUGUGUUGUAAUAAAACAGUGUGUAGCUUCAGCACAAACAUGGUUGGCAGCCACUGCUGAGCUCAGCAAGUCAAGCAUUGUGCUAGCAUGACCUUUUCAUUCAUUUGAUAGGCUUGGUUGGGGUGGUCUUUAGGCUCCCCUUCCGACCAGGUACAUUUUGUAAAGUGAAGAAUCUGAUAGGCAAAUGUACAGUCCAUGUAUAUGCGAUAUUUAAAACUGAUAAGCUUUAUAGCUGCUCAUAAAACCCUACCAUUGAUCUGUUUC
Phoenix dactylifera (date palm) is the source of this 2608-nucleotide messenger RNA. RefSeq lists its product as uncharacterized. Gene Ontology annotation, biological process: proteolysis. Gene Ontology annotation, molecular function: cysteine-type peptidase activity. The record is from RefSeq and is a predicted model, not a curated record. Lineage: Eukaryota; Viridiplantae; Streptophyta; Magnoliopsida; Arecales; Arecaceae.